Messenger RNA from Oncorhynchus kisutch (coho salmon), 2167 nucleotides. Its product is annotated as low affinity immunoglobulin gamma Fc region receptor II-like. Gene Ontology annotation, cellular component: external side of plasma membrane. NCBI's taxonomy places the organism in Eukaryota, Metazoa, Chordata, Actinopteri, Salmoniformes, Salmonidae. The record is from RefSeq and is a predicted model, not a curated record. Bases 92 to 1147 code for a protein of 351 amino acids. The transcript has 10 exons. Gene Ontology annotation, biological process: immune response; cell surface receptor signaling pathway. Gene Ontology annotation, molecular function: transmembrane signaling receptor activity.
UCUCAGUCCUUCUCAGUAGAGAGGAAGUAGAGAUGGGUAGAGAGGAGAGGUGGUCACAAGAGUUGAGAGAGUUUGUGAUCGACACGUUGAAAUGGAACGGACCUGUCUCCUACUCUUGCUGUUGAGUUCACUGGUAUACAGUAGCCUCGGACAAGGUGGAGCCUCUCUGAGUGUCAGUCCUGACAGAUCUCAGUUCUUUAAAUAUGAGUCUGUCUCUCUGAGCUGUGAGGUUCAGGGGAAAUCUGCUGGAUGGAGACUGAAGAGAAACACAGUCUCUGGGGAGCGUUCAGAUUGUGGAAGAAAAUGGGGAAAAUCACAAGGGUCUUCAUGCAUCAUGUCACUAAUACCAUCACACAGUGGAAAGUACUGGUGUGAGUCUGGGUCUGGAGAACACAGCAAUGCUGUCAACAUCACAGUACAUGCUGGAGCUGUGAUCCUGGAGAGCCCUGCCCUUCCUGUGACUGAGGGAGAAUCUGUGACCCUGCGCUGCAGAUAUCAAGGAACUUUCUCUAACCACACAGCUGAUUUCUACAAAGAUGGAUCCCUGAUCAGGACUGAGACUACAGGAGAGAUGACCAUCCCUGCAGUAUCCAAGUCAGAUGAAGGACUCUACAAGUGUACCAACUCCAGCUCUGAAGGAGAAUCACCAGAGAGCUGGAUGACUGUGACAGCUAGGGGCUCUACCCCUUCCUCCUCCCCUCCCUCCUCCUCCCCCCCCUCUCUCCUCCUCCCUUUGUCUGUCUCUGGGUUGGUGGCUGCUCUCUCCAUCUCUCUGAUCAUUCUACUGGUCCUGUUCUGCAAGAGGAACAAAGAUGUAGCAGCUGAACCCAGAGAUGUUACGUAUGCUGACGUUAGAAUCAUACAGGACCCAGAACCCAGGAGAAGGAGAGAGAAGUCUCCAGGAGCUGAUCCAGUCUACUCUGCAGUGAAGACCUCCAACACCACAGUUCCAGGUGGAUCUGGUCCAGGUGAUGUGACCUAUGCUGACAUCAACCACACAGAGAAGAGACAACACAACAGGAGGAGAGAGAAGGUCAUUCCAGAACCUGGUUACUCAGCAGUGAAGACAGACAGAGAUACAGGUCAAAAGGUUGUUCCAGACCCUGUCUACUCUGCAGUGAAGACAGACAGAAAGAGAUACAGGUAGAGCUGUAUCUGGAUCCAGGGACGUAACGUACAGACUGAGUGACCCUGUUCAUCAGAACGUUAUGGUGGAUGGAAGAAGAUGCUCUCUUCAGCUGCGGUGAAUAACCACAACCCUGUCAGUCCAUCUCUUUACUUCUCCUUUCUCUUAUCUUCUCUCUCCCUCCUCCCCUUUUCACACCAACAGACUUAUUUUUAGACGCUGCAGCCUUGACCUCCAUCAACAGCAACAGAGAGGUGUGAAGUUUCCACAACACAGUUAGAGUUAGUUUAUCAUGAGAACAUACAGACACCACUGACUGGAACUAUCAACAACAAGAGUUGGUUUAUCAUGAGAACAUACAGACACCACUGACUGGAACUAUCAACAACAAGAGUUAGUUUAUCAUGAGAACGUACAGACACCACUGACUGGAACCAGCUGACAGUAUCAGUUGUAAAGACUUCAUUACUACUAACAGAAGGAAAGUUGUAGUGUUUUGUCCAUGAUGAAUGAUGUAAAGGCUUCAUUACUACUAACAGAAGGAAAGUUGUAGUGUUAUGUCCAUGAUGAAUGAUGUAAAGACUUCAUUCCUACUAACAGAAGGAAAGUUGUAGUGUUUUGUCCAUGAUGAAUGAUGUAAAGGCUUCAUUACUACUAACAGAAGGAGAGUUGUAGUGUUUUGUCCAUGAUGAAUGAUGUAAAUACUUCAUUACUACUAACAGAAGGACAGUUGUAGUGUUUUGUCCAUGAUGAAUGAUGUAAAGACUUCAUUACUACUAACAGAAGGAAAGUUGUAGUGUUUUGUCCAUGAUGAAUGAUGUAAAUACUUCAUUACUACUAACAGAAGGACAGUUGUAGUGUUUUGUCCAUGAUGAAUGAUGUAAAGACUUCAAUGUGUUUUAUAUUGAGCUGCUCUGUUAAAUUCUGUUUGUUCAUGUGAAAUUGGAAAGUGUAUUUUUCUAUAAUGUAAUUGUGUGUGUUUAUCUUGAGCAACACCGUUGUAUGGUUGCCAACUUGUCAAAUAAAGCUUCCUAAAAUGUG